Diplodia corticola is the source of this 975-nucleotide messenger RNA. RefSeq lists its product as uncharacterized. The transcript has 2 exons. NCBI's taxonomy places the organism in Eukaryota, Fungi, Ascomycota, Dothideomycetes, Botryosphaeriales, Botryosphaeriaceae. The record is from RefSeq and is a predicted model, not a curated record. The coding region runs from base 1 to 975 and encodes 324 amino acids.
AUGUCAUCCUUGGACCUCACCAUCGACUUCUCCGUCCCCUUCGACGACGACCCCUGGACCUUCGAAUACAAGACGUUCGAUGUCCUCAACGACUACCUGCAGCCGCAGUCGCCGACCUCGCCCUCGGCCGCUGCCCUGCAGCUCAACGAGCUUCUGCCAGAAAUCGGCAUCCUGCAGCUGUGGGACAUCGUCUUCCGCGUCGCCGCCCAAGUCCCGCACGACCACCCUUCGCAGGAGAAGCUCAUCGACCUCAUCACCGCCCUCCGCGAUGCCCCCAUCGAGCCGAACCCGUUUGCCGACCUGGACCAGCUCAACGCCGAGCUGACCGACAUCUUCCACCAAACCAGCCCAGACCCACCCCCCGCCGAGCAAGACCAACAAGAAGACGACGGCCCCACCCUCGACAACCUCGACACGAUGUUCGCCACCGACGACGACCCCGCCGCCGCCGCCGCCGCCGCCGCCCCUUCCACCGACGCAGCCCCAGCCCCAGCACCCCCAUCCCCCACCACCAAGCCAAAAGCCGACAACACCCUCCACGCCCUCCUCUCCAACGGCCACUCCCACCGCAACCUCCACGCCCUCGCCGCCCGCCUCACCCGCUCCCACCUCGACGACCGCGCCCCCACCGAAGGCGUCUACGCCCUCGCCCACGCCCUCGAACACACGCGCCCGGACCCGCGCUCGCGCGCGUUCGCGGCGCGCGGCCGAGCGCUCGAGUGGCGCGUCCCCGUCGCGGCGGACUGGGUGAUGAUUGCGGGGAGGGAGGUGUACGGGUGGGUUGUCGUUAAAGGAGAGCAGGGGGGAAAGGAGAGGUGGGAGGGGUGGAGGCGGGCGUUUGAGGCUGUGGCGGAGGGGGAGGUGUGUGGGGGAGAAGUGAGGGAGGUGGCGAGGGUGGCGGCGAGGAGGAUGGCGGAGAUUGAGGGGGAGGUUGAGAAGGAGGCGAAGAAGGCUGGGGGUGGCGGCGGCGCUUGA